GAUCUGAAGAGAGCGUUGGGUCUUCCGGCGGCCACUUCUUUCAAACACGUGAGUCCUGCGGGCGCUGCCAUUGCUGUGCCCUUAAAUAGGGAACAAUUGAAGUUAUGUAUGGUUGAGGACCUGGAGAAGGAGUUGACCCCCAUUUCGACGGCUUAUGCACGCGCUCGAGGGGCUGACCGUAUGUCCUCUUUCGGCGAUUUUAUAGCCCUUUCGGAUACUUGUGAUGUGACGACCGCUAAAAUAAUAUCCCGGGAAGUGUCCGAUGGUAUCAUUGCUCCGGCAUAUGAACCGUCAGCUCUCGAGAUCCUCAAGAAGAAGAAGAACGGCGGGUAUUGUGUUCUUCAGAUUGACCCCAACUAUGAGUCACAGAAUAUCGAAACCCGAACUCUGUUUGGACUGACAUUAGAGCAGAAGAAAAACGAUGCGCUGAUCGACAGGAAGUUGUUUUCGGGCCCUAAUGUGGUCGCGUCGCCUAAACCGUUAACCGAAGACGCGGUUAGGGAUCUAAUUGUGGCGACAAUUGCUCUGAAGUACACUCAGUCUAACUCUGUGUGUUAUGCAAGAGAUGGUCAGGUGAUUGGUAUCGGCGCCGGGCAGCAGUCGCGCAUACAUUGCACGCGAUUGGCCGGCGAUAAGGCAGACAACUGGUGGCUCCGACAACACCCGAGAAUCACAAACGCCGUCUUCAAGAAAGGAGUGAAAAGGGCUGAGAUAUCCAAUUACAUAGAUGUCUACGUCAACGGAAGUGUUGGCAAAGAAAUGGAUUUAAAUCAAUGGAAGAAUGCCUUUGAAAACCCUCCGCCCCUUCUGACUGAUGAAGACCGCAGGGAAUGGAUAUCCAAACUGAAUGGAGUGGCUCUUAGUUCGGACGCAUUCUUCCCAUUCCGCGAUAACAUAGAUAGGGCGCGACAGUCAGGUGUGGACUUCAUCGCCAGUCCCGGCGGCUCCACAAACGACAGCUUAAUAGUGGAGGCCUGUAAUGCCCAUCAGAUGACUCUAAUCCACACGGGUCUCAGACUGUUCCACCACUAAAACCACUAAAUCUACAUUUUUACAAUCAUUUCAAAUAAAAUCUAAAAACAAGAAAUUUUUAAUUCAAACAAAACUAACACAAAUUUAUUCGAAACUAAAAUCAAAUCAUGAAUAAAAUGAAUAAAUUCUUUUAAUAUGGAAUAAAAAUGAUUAUGAAAUGUCACAAAAA
Molecule: messenger RNA, 1201 nt
Organism: Oppiella nova
Lineage: Eukaryota; Metazoa; Arthropoda; Arachnida; Sarcoptiformes; Oppiidae
Source: the annotation of a GenBank genome assembly